This is a messenger RNA of Lathyrus oleraceus (garden pea), 663 nucleotides long. RefSeq lists its product as uncharacterized. Bases 1 to 663 code for a protein of 220 amino acids. The transcript is spliced from 3 exons. Lineage: Eukaryota; Viridiplantae; Streptophyta; Magnoliopsida; Fabales; Fabaceae. The record is from RefSeq and is a predicted model, not a curated record. Gene Ontology annotation, molecular function: zinc ion binding; nucleic acid binding.
AUGUCGGGAACUCGUGGCGGUCGUGGAUCCUUCCGAUUGCCACUACCACCGGGACCCAUUACCGUCAUCGAGCAACGCCUCAGUCGCAAAACAUCAUCGGCUAACGAACCUCAACAAACGCCGUCGAUAACAAACGCGUACAGGUUUAAGAAGAAGAUGCGUAGGAUAGAAGAAAGAAACAUGAAGCAUGCAACAAUGGCCGCCGCCGACGGUUUAGCCAUAAAACAUUCUAAAGAUACCAACACCAUGAGAAUUGAAGAGCUUCAGAUUAGGUUAGAGGCACAAGAGUUGCAUCUAACUGAAAGAAAAUUUGAACAAGAGUUAGAACAGGCUUUGAAAGCUCAAACUCUAAAAGCUUCUUCUGGAAAGAAGAAUCAGAAGCAAGAAUGGAUAGAGGAGAGGAAUAAUUAUGGUGGUGGUGUUAAAAAGUUAGAACUCUCAAGUUCUGAUAAGAAACAUCAUAAUGUUCAGAAGGGAAAUGAGAAGUUUGACAAGAGAAAGGUUCAGUGCUAUAAUUGCAACAAGUUUGGCCAUUUUGCUGUUGAUGACCGGUCAAACAAGGUUAGAAAAGGUGAAGAAGCCAACAUAGCCAGAGCAUAUUAUAAUGAUGAACCUGUGCUAUUAAUGGAAUUUAAGAAUGUAGGUGGAUCAAUGGUAGACUGA